Molecule: messenger RNA, 2100 nt
Organism: Serendipita indica DSM 11827
Lineage: Eukaryota; Fungi; Basidiomycota; Agaricomycetes; Sebacinales; Serendipitaceae
Source: the annotation of a GenBank genome assembly
AUGAAGUUUGCGUUUGCAACCACCGCCGCCCUCUUGGUUUCGUCCGUCCAUGCCAUUCCCCUCGUCCGUCGCCAGGCUGCAGUCGCGACACCAGAACAAAUCUCCCAGCUCGCUCCAGAUCUCGGGGCUUUCCCGAAUACGAACCCAAAUCAAUUCGGAGACUGUGAUGGUCCACGACAAGCAAAUGGAGAAAUUCCCCGUGUUCCCUGCCCAUGUCCUCCAUUGCGCGACGAGUAUAUUCGCCAAUUGACCGCAAACAUCCAAGCCGGACAUGCCGUCAACAAUCCGACUGUACGCAUGUCUUUCCCAGUCGGAAACAGUCUGCAAGACAAGCAUGAUCGUAUUACCGCCGCUAUCAUCACCCUUCAAAACUUGAAUGGUCCAGGCAAAGGCUGCCCUGGAGUUUCUACGACGCUGGGCAUCCAAUCCAAGAAUCUCGACACGUGUGGAGACUUCCAAUGCAAUGGAAACACCUCUCCAGCUUCUUCUUCUGCGGCUCCUCCGGCUACGUCUACGACGUCCGCGGCUGCACCACCACCAGCACAGACCAACAAUCCCAAUGCUGGCGGACUCUCGCGUGAAGAAGUCGACCGUCUUGCGCCUCAGCUCGGCGGUGUACAGAACAAUAAUCCUACUGGCACCGGCGACUGUGAUGGACCGCGACAGCCGGACGGUUCCAUCAAAAAGGUGCCUUGUGCAUGCCCUCCAGACAGGACGACGUUUAUCAAUCAACUCGUUGCCAACAUUCAAGCCGGACACGCUGUCAAUAAUCCAACGGUCAAGCUCACUUUCCCGACUGGCAACACGCCGCAGGAUAAGAGGGGACGCCUCACGGCUGCAACGAUUACGCUCCAAAACUUGAACGGACCAGGAAAAGGAUGCCCCAAUGUGUCCACUACAAUUGCGCAACAAGCCUUGAACGUGGACAAGUGUGGAGAUUUCGAGUGUGGUGGCGUUUCGAGCGCGUCGAUCGCUUCGACUGACUCCCGCUCUCAAUCUCAGUCCUCUUCGGCUCAACAAGGUACCUCGGAAGCACCAAACUCGAACACGCCGACACGUACAACCAACGGUGGUGCCUCGUCCACGGUCACAGUCACGUUCACUACCGUCGUAACCUCUGUAAUCACCGUUACCCGUGGCCAAGAGCAAAAGACAAACACGGCCACGAAUCCGCCUGCUGCGACGUCUGCUCCUGCACCCAUCCUUCAAAAUGCUAGUACCACAUCGGUAGCAUCGGUCGCAGCUGCAGGAGGUGCUGGUGGUCUUUCGCGCGACGAGAUUGACCGACUCGCUCCUCAACUCGGUGGCGUGCAGAAUAACAAUCCUACCGGUACGGGCGACUGUGACGGCCCAAGGCAACCAGAUGGCACCAUCAAAAAGGUUCCAUGUGCAUGCCCUCCGGACAGGACGACGUUUAUCAAUCAGCUCGUUGCCAACAUUCAAGCCGGACACGCGGUCAAUAACCCAACGGUCAAGCUCACUUUCCCUACUGGAAAUACGCCCCAAGACAAAAAGGGACGUCUCACGGCUGCAACGAUUACGCUUCAAAACUUGAACGGGCCAGGCAAGGGAUGCCCUAAUGUCUCUACGACCAUUGCCCAGCAGAGUUUGAACAUUGACGCCUGUGGCGAGUUUGAGUGCGGCUCUUCCCCCGCUCCUGCUCCAGCCCCAGCCCCAGCCCCGGCACCAUCACCAGUCCCAGCACCAGCUCAGGCACCAGUACAAAACGGCAACCCGAACAUACUCUCACGCGACGUCGUCGACCAACUCGCGCCCCAGCUCGGCUCAGAGCCGAACCGCAACCCGACCGGCACAGGAGACUGCGACGGACCAGCGCAACCCGAUGGGAGCAUCAAAAAGGUUCCCUGCGCGUGUCCACCUACGCGUGCGGCCUUUAUCGAUGCGCUCAUGGCCAACUUGGCCGUCGGACAUGCGGUCAAUAACCCGUCGGUCUCGUUGAGCUUCCCUACAGGCAACUCGCGAGAAGACAAGCUUGCCCGCAUCACUGCGAGUACGGUUACAUUGCAGAAUCUCAAUGGGCCUGGUAAAGGUUGUCCGAAUGUGUCGACGACGUUUGCCCAGCAGGCGUUGGCGGCGUAG